Molecule: messenger RNA, 5239 nt
Organism: Electrophorus electricus (electric eel)
Lineage: Eukaryota; Metazoa; Chordata; Actinopteri; Gymnotiformes; Gymnotidae
Gene: sdc3
Product: syndecan 3
Biological process (GO): cell migration
Cellular component (GO): membrane; cell surface
Source: RefSeq, a predicted model, not a curated record
GCGUGUUAGCAGGGGUGUGGGGAGAGAGAGAGAGAGAGAACGAGCGAAAACUAAAGAGUCGAGUUCACUAAUUGUGAAUCUAACAGGACCCGAGCACGAAAAGUCAGGGGAUAGAAAGGAACUGGCCACGCAGUGCUCCUUGGUCUUCGCUUGGUUUAGCGGGAUUAAAUCCUUCAAUCUCUGAGGCAUACGGAUGUACCGACGAUCGGCCGGACCAGAUUUGGAUACUGAAAACUGAGUAAAAGGUUUUGUUCCCCCCCACCUUUUUCUGGAGGCAAAGCGGGGGCGAGCGCGCAACCACCGCGUUGCCGACACAAGCGUCUGGAGCGCCAUGGAGCUCCCGUGCUGGAUAACCCUCACGCUGCUGCUCGCGCAGUCCGUGUCGACACACCGUAUCUCUUCAGUGGAUGAGGAGAACUCUGGUAUGGAGCCCUACGAUGAUGAAGACUUUUUCUCUGGUUCAGGCUCUGGCUUCCCAGAGACAGGUGUAAGUCCCACUGCAAUGGUUGUGUCAUUCACCACAGAAGAGCCUCUCCCACUUUCAACAACCCAGGCCACUGGACCCAUCCCCUCAGCACCCCCAGCUGCAGAACCCAGCAGCACGCCAUCGCCAGAAACCGAGCGAGAGAGCGGUGUGGAGUGGGAGACAGAAAGCGAGAAGGAGAGGGAACCGGAGAUGGAGAUGGAGAGAGAGCAGGAGCUGGAAAGGGAGCAGGAGAGAGAAAGAGGAAAGGACAAAGAACGUGAAAGAGAGAGAGAGCAGGCAAGGACUACAGGUGUGCCCAGAGCCCCUGCACUUCCAGUGGUGACCACAGACUCUUCACUCACUCUGGCUGAGACUACUGUACCUGCUGACACAGAGGACCCUAGCACCACUGAAGAAGAGGAUCUGUUUAUCACCAAGGAAUUGUCCCCUUUCAAUUCAUUCAGCACAGAGGAGACCAUUACAGAGGAUGUCACAACCAACGAAGUUCUUCCCACCACUGUUGCCUCCAGUACAGCUCAGCCAACCACUAUUCCAACCACACCCAGCACUGCCCCUCAACAUCCACGGAAACCACAGGCCACGCCCAGCAGAGUCACUCCUGCUGAAAGCAGCACACAUCCAGUGUUAACCUCUACUAUACAGGGGAGAGCUCCAGAUGCAACACUAAAUAAUGAAGUUGCAGGGGCAGGUCCCACCGAGGAGGAUGGGACUGGAGAGGACGGUCAGUACGGCAAUGAAGUGAGGCAUGACAAAGGUGCACCGGACAUGGCAGCAGAGCCUGAUUUGACUGGCAACACAGUAGAUACAGGAAGUUCAGCUGCUCAACUUCCUCAGAAAAACAUUCUGGAGAGAAAAGAAGUUUUGAUAGCGGUGAUUGUUGGUGGUGUAGUGGGGGCACUCUUCGCUGCAUUCCUGGUUAUGUUGCUUGUUUACCGGAUGAAGAAGAAAGACGAAGGCAGCUACACCCUGGAGGAGCCCAAACAAGCUACAGUCACCUACCAGAAACCAGACAAACAAGAGGAGUUCUAUGCCUGAAUAUCCACAUCCUCUUCUCCUCACAUCCCUCCAUCCUUCUAGUCUUCUCUCUCUCUCCGACACUUCUUUCUUCCCUUCAUCUCAUUCUUUUUCUCUCCUGACUCCCUCUUUUCUCCAUGUGAGUGCCUCUCACUCGAAGGACUUGGAACUUUUGUUUGAAUGGAAAAAGAUAAGCAGAAAAAAAGAAAGUGGCUAUGGACAGAAUUUUGGGGAAUGGGCUAGGGAUUCCACACAUACACAAAGAAAAAAAACCACCUUUUAAAGUAUGUGUUGCUAUUGGUAUGUUUAGGAUUGUUGUUCUAUAAAAUUAUGACCUGAAACGUUUUGUAAAGACACAUAUGCUCUACAACUGCACAAUAUUCCUCUCCAGUUGAACAUAGAAAAGCAUGAAAGAGGGAGUGAGGAGAAAAACAGUGGUCAUGGAGGGUCACAGAGGGCUGAGGGCGAGGGCUAAAAACGAUGAGAGGGGAAUUAAGAGAAGGAUAAGAUGAAUGCCAAGACCAAGCCACUCUGAACAGAUCACACAUCUUUCUGUCACAAAGAUCAAAGGUGAAAUGUUGCGUGGUGCCUUCCACUUCCCUGGUGCUAGAUGCCAAGCUUGGGCAGAGAACAGUGUGUGUGCCUGAUUGUGUAUGUGACUGUGUGGCAUGACAGUGCUGCCAUCUGUGACAUAUGCACACAGUCCUGCUCCCUCUGCUGGUGAGAGAGUAUGUCAGCAAGACUGGCCUCAAAUGACUGUAGUACUAUUUGUUUGGAGCAGGGAAAAAAACAAAAAGACUGUACAAUUUACAGCACAUAUAAAUGUUGAGGAAAUAUCUGCUGUGAGGGAGCGCAUGCAAAGAAUCAGAGGACUAACCUCUCCUCUGUACUGUACAAAGACAAUUAGUUAUCAAUAGUAAUAAUAAUCAGUAAUAUAUCAGCAGCUCUGAGUGGAAGGUAAAAGAUUAUAAUAAUAUUAGUAGUGAAGGAUAUUAUCUAUUUAGCUGUGCAGUAAAGGUUUUAUUGGUGUAAAUAUCAACUUUUUAAUGUUGAUUUAUCCUGCUUUUAAUUGUUUUUUACUUUAAACUUAUAAACAUCUUUGCACACAUCCUUACUCAUAUCACUUUAGAAAUAUAAAUCUAAAUGGCAACAUAAUGUUACAGGAAACUAAAGAGGAGUUUAAUUUGACACAGUGAACCUUCUUUUCCAUCACUUUAGAUGAAAGAAAAAAAUUAAAGAUUUCCCAUACUUUGUUUUUAAUUUAUUGUAAAAAGCACAAGCUUACAAAACUUGGUGUCUCAUUUGCUCUUUGACUCUGUCACACAUACACCUCACCACCAGAACCUGUCAGUGGUACUCUGGGGAGCUGGAAUUUGAAUUCAAUUCAGACAGGAGGCUGAAUUCAUAUAGUGGGUAUUGACUGCGUGAUCAGGAUUCGAGAAAUUAGCUAGGGUUUGGUCUUUAGGUCAGGUUUAUAGAAACAGGAGAGGUUCCAGAGGAAUAUUGUGUUUAAUACUGGGGACUUCAGGUUAAAGCUAGAGCUUGGUAAAAAAAUCAAGUUUACACAGUUUUCCCGAAAGUGUAAAUGUGGUCACUCAGGACAUGCCUGGGUCCAAAUUAGCUUCUGUGGUUUUGAACUGGAGCUAAAAGGCUAACAUGGCUUAUGAUUAAAGGAUGCUUAUUGAUGAUUUUGGUUUCUGUUGCUGGAUACACAAAAGCAAGUCUAUAUAAGAUUACUGAACAACUCAAUGCAUGGUGCUAAUUGGAGGUCCUAAGCUUACUUUGUUAGCCUUGCGCUACAAGGGUGAAAUUAAAUAAGUCCAAUUUGGACCCUCAUCAUGACUGGGCUGACUGACUGCUUCUUGGGCAAGUGGAAAACUAAAUGUUGUUUGAUUUUGAAUUAUUCCUUUAAGACAUUUCAUAGUGCAGACAUUUUAUUGAGAUUGCAGAAGGGCCAGGAACUUUUUUUUUCUGGAUGCUUUUGAUUAUGUUGUUCUCAUAAGUCAAAAGUGAUGCAGAUUGAGGUGAUUCAAGCUACAUGGCUGCACAGUUAGCGUUAGGUCCACAUGCAUGAUGUAGCAAUAAUGCAGCUGUUAACAUCAACACAUUCAUAUGCUGUCACCCUCAGCAGGGAGAAUGUACUGGUCUUUUAAAACCUUGACAAAUGCCAUAGUAUGAGUCCGACUGGCAUGGCUGAUGUAUCGCAUCAUUUUGUAUGCCACAGUAGUGGCUGUCAUUUGGGAUGGUCUCCGUUACCACCUAUAGAGAGCACAGCACAAACACUGAAGCACUGCAGAAUGGCCCACUGUGUUCCUUGCGGCCCACUCUAGCGGACCCCUGGUAAACAUAUCACUUCGACGGGCGGGUUGAACCACACUUCUUAGUACAGCCCAUCUAUUUUAUAUACAGAGCUCCAUGUAAUGGGGCUAAAAUGCCUAAGAGUACUAGCAAUGGAAUUACCCAAGCAUCCUCAAUUAUAUCACAGAUUGCUUGUGUGCACAACUGAGACUUAAAGAGUGUGAGGGUCAUCCUGGGGUAGGGUUGUAGGCAUGUGAGGUGGCUGUACAUCUAUCUAAGAUUGUAAUAUCACAGUGGUGCGCAUGCACCUGUAGCUUGAACUUUAUAUUCUAACCUCUAUGAUUAGUUCAUGCCUGUGUGUGCAUGUAUGUGCCCAUGCUGGCUGGAAUGUAGCCGGUGUCCCCCCCCCCCCACCCCCCAGCUCUUCUUCCAUUAUGAGUAGGCUAUUUAAUGGACUGGGUUUUCUUUGGUUAGCUGCGUAGCUGAAUAUAGAAGGAAAGACUGUCCAGUACAAAUAUCCCUUACCAUUUAUGUUUAAAUGUUGGCUUAAAUAAUUUGACUAACUGAUCUCAUUUAGUGAAACAACUCCUAGGACACAUCCUCUUACACUCAUUACUAUAAAGCAUGCACAAACAUGUGCACGUCCACCUCUGAAAACGACACCGGUCACAACAAUUAGAACUGGGACCUUGGGAAAUUCCGUACGACCAGUCUGACAUUAUACACCUAUGAUUCAAUACUCUAAUGCUGUCAUCAACACAAUCUCAGCAAUGGCUCAUUGGUCAUGCCUUUACUUUUACAGUGAGCGUGUUUGCUAGGUCAGUGUAUGGAUACAUAGGAUAGUCAUAAGGCUUCAGUUAUCAAGAUGGCAUGAUUGUUCAGAAAUUUUUAAAGGUACAAAUUGUUUGACAUGGCAUUGCACCUUACACGAAGCUUAUGAUCACUUGUAAGAAUGAUGUUUGGAAUGUCUUUGACAUACCAUGUACAAAAAUGCAAAAAAACAAACAAAAACAAAAAAACAAACAAAAUCCCUCUACCAACCAUACCACCUGUCUGACCUCUGUACAUUUAUUACCAACACAAGUGCUCACUCACUUGCCAACUCCAACACCCUCACUUGGAAAUGUGCAGCAGUCGCUGUGUGUUAAAUUGAAUGGUCUCGGUAGAACUUUGGGUUUACUUUGUUUUGUUUUUUUUUUCUACUCAUCUACCUGUGACCUGUUUCUCUUUACACCCAUGGCCAAAUAAGAUGUAGGCCUUCAUGUGUCUGUGUGUCAAUCACAGACCAGCAUGGUCUUGAUGUGAUGGUUGCCCAUUGUGUUUUAUACAUGCACAUUUUUAAGAGAUGAUUUUGAUUCUCAUAAGUUGGUUUGUGUAUAAGGAAGCAAAGUUCUGUCACUAAUAUGCCACUCUGUUAUAAAUAAAAGACCUGACUGGGUA